Dovyalis caffra is the source of this 741-nucleotide messenger RNA. Lineage: Eukaryota; Viridiplantae; Streptophyta; Magnoliopsida; Malpighiales; Salicaceae. The record is from the annotation of a GenBank genome assembly.
AUGGAAGGCAUCAUCCACAGUUGGCAUCUCAGGCAGAACUCAGGAGGCCUUGUAAAUCCAGCUAGUUCAAAAGAAAAUCCUGGACUUGAUUCUUCACAAAUACAAGUUUUUCCAACAUUUACAUAUUCAAGCGUCAAAGAUUUUCGACGUGAAGAAUGUGGACUUGAAUGUGCUAUUUGCUUGGCGGAAUUUUCUGAUGAUGAUCUACUACGCCUUUUAACGGUUUGCUACCAUGUUUUCCACAAAGAAUGCAUCGAUCUUUGGCUUGAAGCUCACAAAACAUGUCCUGUUUGUCGUAGAGAUCUCGACUUGCCUAGGGAAACAUUGGAAAAGACUCGGAUACGAGACCACAGAGCGGACAUUAAUGUGCAUCAUGAUACUAAUGAAACAAAUGCGUUGCUAGAGCACGUUAUUAGCAUUCAUGUUAGAGAAGAUAGCGGCGAGGAAGAUAGAGGAGGAAAUAGCGGAGGAAGAUCGACUCGUGAGGCGGACAGACAAAACGAAGGGCAUGAAAAGAUGUUGGGAUUGUCAAGGUCACACUCGACAGGGCACUCAAUAGUUGCAACUAGAGAAGAAGAGAAUAGGUAUACCUUGAGAUUGAUGGAGCAUGUGAAGGUAAAAAUUACAAGGGGACAUUGUGCAACAGGAAGUUGUAUUACAUUUGGGGACUACUCAAGCCCUAUGAAUGAUGGCUAUGGAGAAUUCUCAGGAUGGUCCCACGGAGGCAUCAAAAGAGAAUAA